UAUAAUGGCAACUUUGGAUGAUAAACUGCUUGGAGAAAAACUCCAGUACUAUUACAGUAGUAGUGAGGAUGAAGACAGUGAUAAAGAGAAUGAUUCAACUAUCCAAAAUCCAACUGCUUCACAGCCAGAGUAUUGCAGCGAUCAGACUGUUAAUACAGGUCCAAAGGGCGUACUUAAUGACUGGCGUAGAUUCAAAAAGUUGGAGUCUGAGCAGCUUGAAGAGCAGAAGUAUGAAAUGGAGAGACUUAUUAAGAAGUUGGCUGUGACCUGCAGGUCACACUUGGAUGAUGAAAAAGAUGAGAAAAAGCAGCAAGAACUCAGGGAAAAAAUUAGCAGCCGGAUGACCCUUCAGGAGUACAGUAUGCUUCAGGUAUCAGAAGAUGAUGAGGAAUUUUUGCAGCAGUAUAGAAAACAACGUAUGGAAGAGAUGCGGAAACAGCUGUCAAGUAAGAAACUGUUUGAAAAGGUUUACGAACUUGCCAGUCCAGAAGAGUUCUUGAAUGCCGUAGAUAAAGAACAUAAAAGCACCACUGUUAUGAUUCACAUUUAUGAGACUGAUAUUCCUGGCUGCGAAGCUCUGGCUGGAUGCAUGCUGUGUCUGGCUGCAGAAUACCCACUAGUUAAAUUCUGCAAAAUACAAAGUUCUGUUAUUGGCACUAGUGAGAGGUUUACAGAAAAUGCAUUACCAACAUUGCUGAUUUAUAAGGGAGGAGAACUAAUAGGGAACUUUGUACGCAUAACUGACCAGCUGGGUGAGGACUUUUUUGCAGUUGACCUGGAAGCAUUUUUACAGGAAUGCUGCCUUUUGCCAGAAAAAGAUGUUGUUACUGGUUCCAUCCAUGGUACUUUGGUGCCUGAUAGUGAAGACAGUGACUUGGAUAUAGAUUAAGGCUAAAAGAGUAAUGUAUACCUGAUUGAAAUUGUUUAAGCACUAAUGUUAGAACUGUAUUUUCAAGAUUUCCAGUUAAAAUAUGGAAACAUAGUGGAGGAAUGGCAUUUUAUCUGUUAAAUAAUGAAGCUGUAGCCAGCAGUGGAAUAUUUUUAAAUAACCAGUUAAUAUUUAUUGAAAACUUGUUCUUUUUUUACCUUUAUAAAAGUCUGUUUGUGCAACACACAUUACACAGUGUCAUUCUCACUGUAACUUUCUAAAGGAUUGCCGCGCUUGUAAUCUGCACCGUUUUUUUAGUUUGCAUUUCUAUAACAGAAGGAUUUUUUUUAAUGGCGCAGUAAAAUAAUUUGUUUCAGAAGUAUUCUCAUGUUUUAUAUAAUUGUUCCAAUUUUUAAUAACAGUACAUUGAACCAUGUUUGUUAACCAGGUUGGACCCCACUAGACAAAGUUGAAAUUGGUCAAAAUAAAGUGCCAAUGGUCACUUCAUUUGAAGGCUGUCAGACUUUUAAACCCAGAUGUAAAAGAUGUAGCUAUUUACCUCUAUUCUUAGCCUCAUCUGUACUGCAGUGUAGUUUACUAGUUUGAAGUCUGUCUCCUGUCUUAAUAGGUGCGAGACUUGAACCAUGUAUACAUUUUAGUGGCUAACAGCUGCUGGGAAUUAAGUAGCUAACCUAAACAUUUUAGUGUAAUGCACUAUGGUUAGAACUCAUUCAUAUUCUUGCUGUCCAUCCAUUUUUUAUCUUUCUAUAACUUGUAGUGGGCAGAUAAGGCCAGUUUGAUCAAACUCAGCACUUUUAAUGUAGUAAGCAUUAUAGUUGAGUUAAAAGUGUGAAGGUGUAUUUUGGAGACUGUUUUAUUUAUAAUUCACAAUGCUUGCAUUUAGUAUGUAACAAAGACAAAACUGUAUGCUUUCUCGAGUGUUUUUGGUAAUUUGGAGUGAACACUAGGAAUGUUGGUGUUGGCAUAUAAUCAGAAUCCUGGCAUUACUUGCAUACAGUGUAACCUGUGUACUGUUGCAUUACAGGUAAUAUGUUUAAACUAACGUCAACACAUCAUUAACAGUUUAACCCUUUUUCUAUAUUAAUCGAUAAGAUCACCUCAGACAGCAUUUUAUAUUUUGUUGGAAAGCUCAGAGGCCAUUAGCCAUGCAAAUAGCACACAUCUAGCCCAUAAUUGUUCGUAUACAUUUCACUUGUGUCAUAUGACUAAUAGUUUGCAAUCAACUUUACAGUUCUUGUUUUAUGCAAACCAAAAGAGUGAUGUGAAAAGUAAAAGUUUUGUAGUGUUUUUGUUCUGUUUUGGUAAGCAGCAAGGAAAAGAAAUGUUCCUCUAAUCAUCUCGAUGUAUAUAGCUGUAGCACACUGCAUUAAAAUGAUGUAGAGCACUGCAGUUGCAAGCUGUGAUACAAAUAGGAACUUAUUUUAAAAAUUUAAACUAUUUCAAGCAUUGGUUGGACAAAUGUAUGUUUUGGGUAUCCUGAAAUCAGAAAUAAGGUGAAGCCUAAUGUGAAAAAAAUGCAUUUUUAUUUGCGAUUUAUAGUCUGCAGUGUUUCAGCACUGUUGUGCAGUUGCAUAGACAGUUCGUUAUGUGAGUACAAGAAAAAGUUAGCAUAGCCAUGGGUUACAGCUGGUUGAUUUGUGUUAAAAUAAAAUCUUCCAAAAAUGGGAUAAUUAAAGGAUGUAUGUUUGUGUGAUGUUAUAGUUUAUGCGUAAUCCAUUCCAUUUAAUAUAAAUACAUUUAAAUAACUAAUUUAUUAGUGUAACGUAAAAUAUUUCUUUCCCUAUCCUCAUGUUAAAAGAAUGAAUUAUUACUGCUCAUUUACAUUGCACUAUCAUUUUGUGACUGCUUUUAUACCUUUUAGAUAUUUUUUAUACUUACAGUACUUCAUUUGGGCGUUAUAAUAAAAGCACAAGUAUGGAAAGAAAA
Messenger RNA from Protopterus annectens (West African lungfish), 2815 nucleotides. It is a transcript of the gene PDCL, whose product is annotated as phosducin like. NCBI's taxonomy places the organism in Eukaryota, Metazoa, Chordata, Ceratodontiformes, Protopteridae. The coding region runs from base 5 to 889 and encodes 294 amino acids. The record is from RefSeq and is a predicted model, not a curated record. The transcript has 3 exons. Gene Ontology annotation, biological process: regulation of G protein-coupled receptor signaling pathway.